Messenger RNA from Pteronotus mesoamericanus, 1872 nucleotides. RefSeq names its product solute carrier family 15 member 3 (gene SLC15A3). The record is from RefSeq and is a predicted model, not a curated record. The transcript is spliced from 8 exons. Gene Ontology annotation, molecular function: dipeptide transmembrane transporter activity. Gene Ontology annotation, cellular component: lysosomal membrane. The coding region runs from base 1 to 1746 and encodes 581 amino acids. Gene Ontology annotation, biological process: dipeptide import across plasma membrane. Lineage: Eukaryota; Metazoa; Chordata; Mammalia; Chiroptera; Mormoopidae.
AUGCCCGGGCCGCGAGCCCCGGGGGAGCCCCGCGGGCCGGGGGAGCGCCGGCCGCUGCUGGCGCGCAGGCCGCGGGGCCCCCGGCGGUGGCGGCGGGCGGCGGCGGCCGCCGUGCUGCUGGUGCAGGCGCUGGAGCGCGCAGCCUUCUUCGGCGUCGCGGGCAACCUCGUGCUCUACCUCAACAGCGCGAACUUCCAGUGGGCCGGCGAGCAGGCGUCGCGCGCCGCGCUCGUCUUCCUGGGCGCCUCCUACCUGCUGGCGCCCGUGGGCGGCUGGCUGGCCGACGUGUACCUGGGCCGCUUCCGAGCCAUCGCCCUCAGCCUGCUGCUCUACCUGGUGGCCUCCAGCCUGCUGCCCGCCACCGCCGUCCCCGAUGGCCGCCGCUCCUUCUGCGGCGAGCUGCCCGAGUCGCCGCUGUCACCCAUCUGCCCGUCGCCCAGCUGCCCGCGCCCCUGGCGCCCCCCCUACUGCGCGCCCACCCUCUACGUCGGCCUGCUGCUGCUCGCCCUGGCCGCCAGCUCCGUCAGGAGCAAUCUCACCUCCUUCGGGGCCGACCAGGUGAUGGACCUUGGUCACCACGCCAACCGCCGCUUCUUCAACUGGUUUUACUGGAGCAUCAAUGUGGGUGCUGUGCUGUCGCUGCUGCUGGUGGCUUUCAUCCAACAGAACAUCAGCUUCCUGGUGGGCUACAGCAUCCCCGUGGGCUGUGUGGGCCUGGCCUUCUUCGUCUUCCUCUUCGCGACCCCUGUCUUCAUCACCAAGCCCCCCACGGGGAGCCAAGUGUCCUCCAUGCUUAAACUUGCUUUCCAAAACUGCUGCCCUCAGCUGUGGUGCCGACGCUCUGCCAGAGACCCUGAAGAUGCCCAGCUGCUGCCUGACCAGCAGUCUCCCUGGACUGGCCCCUCCCCCCAGGAGGACAUCGCCAACUUCUGGGUGCUGGCGAAGAUCUUGCCCGUCAUGGUGACCCUGGUGCCCUACUGGAUGGUGUACUUCCAGAUGCAAUCCACGUAUGUUCUACAAGGGCUUCAUCUCCACAUCCCGAACGUUUUCCCAGACUAUCCUGGCAACAGCUCCGUGGCCCUGGGAGCCCAGAACGGUGGCUAUAAGAUCCCCGCGGCCUGGCUCCUCCUGGCCAACGUCGUGGUGGUGCUGAUCCUGGUGCCGGUGAAGGACCAUUUGCUCGACCCUUUGCUGCUGAGGUGCAAACUGCUUCCCUCGGCUCUGCAGAAGAUGGCCCUGGGGAUGUUCUUUGGUUUUGCCUCCGUCAUUGUGGCAGGAUUCCUGGAGAUGAAGCGUUUAGAAUACAUCCAUCACAACCAGACGGUAUCCCAGCAGAUCGGGGAGGACAUGUACUAUGCAGCACCACUGUCCAUCUGGUGGCAGAUCCCCCAGUACCUGCUCAUCGGGAUCAGUGAGAUUUUUGCCAGCAUCCCAGGCCUGGAGUUCGCCUACUCGGAGGCCCCGCGCUCCAUGCAGGGCGCCAUCAUGGGCAUCUUCUUCUUCCUGUCGGGAGUGGGCUCGCUGUUGGGCUCCAGCCUGGAGGCUCUACUGUCACUGCCAGGGGGCUGGUUAUACUGCCCCAAAGACUACGGGAACAUCAACAACUGCCAGAUGGACCGGUACUUCUUCCUGCUGGCCGGCAUCCAGGCUGCCACGGCCCUCCUGUUCAUGUGGAUCGCCGGUCGCUAUGAGAGGGCAGCUCAUGGCCCAGCCUCCCAAAGCUGUGCCAGCAGGGAUAGGGGCUGACAUGCCCCCUGGACUUCACCCCCUUGCUUCUUUCCAUGGGAAGAAAGACAACAGCAGUCCCAGCUGGGGUUUCCUUCUCCAUUUAUUUUGUACCCAACAAUAGGAUGAAAUGGUUCCCAUAAAUAA